GCCGCUCGAGUCCUUCACUGGGCAACAGCUGAGGUCAGAGGAGCAGAGUCUGUGGAGGAGUCCUCUCAAUGAACCGCUCCAGCAGAAUGGUGAUGAGGAUAAGAGGGUUGCCAAGUCAUGGAUAGAUCAACACAAUGACACAUGAGACCCUCACCAGCUCCCAGCUGUCUGUCAAGGCGGCUGCCCUGCGCAUCGUCGACCUCCCGCUGUCUGUGUACAGCUCUCUGGCACAGGUGAGUGUCAGCACGGGCACCAAGAAGCUGGUGGCAGCCACGGCCUUCGGUGCCGCCUCGCUCCUCUUCCUCGCCCGCCGCUUCCAGAGGAGGAAGGGAAGAAAGAAGGCUCAGUGGGAGCAGGCUGGCUUUGAGAUUAUCUCCCCGGCCUCAGCAGAAAACGGAAACACCGGUCGAAACAUCACACUCUCCCUCAACUCCAAGAAUGUCAACACCUCCGGUCUGCUACACAAUGCAGGAGACUACAGGAAACUGUCCGGGUCUCUGCUGAGCCUGGCCUCGGUCAAAAGCAUGAACUCGUCCAGCAGCAGCACCUGUGCAAAUGUGUCCACCUGCUGGGACAGAGGGGGGGAAGCUGAUAUCUGCAGUGUUGUCAACUUACCUGUCACCACACCUGAAAACCUGUACCUCAUGGGGAUGGAUUUAUUUGAAGAGGCUCUCCGUCGGUGGGAGGAAGCGUUGACGUUCAGGAGCACGCAGGAUGACGACGACGACGACGCCGCCAGCUGUGCAUCCGUCAAAACGGGAGCCGGAGACGCCAUCGCUGAGCAGGGCAUGGAGGACGUCAUCAGUGCAGAGUUCAUGCACAGGCUGAAGUCUCUGCUGCAGAGGGCUUACAGCCUCCAGGAGGAGUUCGAGGGAGUGCUGUGCAUGUCGGAGCCCUCGUCCCACAGCAACAGCCAGGAUAAAAUGGCAGACGUUCUGUCCAGAGAGGAGCUGGACGACGCCUGUCUGAGAGACUGCAACAGCAUCGCCUCCACGGACUCAUUUGUGUCUGCCGCCGAGCUGACGGAGCACCGGGAGCUGAGGAGCGUCUUCGCUCUGGGUCACCACCUUUUCUACGAGGAGGCUCUGCAGAUGGCCGAGGACGGCAAGAUCUCCUGCAGGGUGCUGCGGACUGAGAUGCUCGAGUGUCUCGGGGACGUCGAUUUCCUGGCCAAGUUGCACUGUGUGCGGCAAGCAUGUCAGCUCAUUUUGUGCGAGACAACGACCCGGAUGUUUCUUGCCGACACGGGAAAGAAAAUACUGUCCUCCAUUAUUGUUAAAGCACAGAAGAGCCCACAUAGAUUCGAGGAAGUGUUUGAGGAGAUGAUUUCCUUCCUGGAGCACACGGAGCACUGGGAGAACACGGAGGUGGAGCUGGCCACGCGAGGGGUGAAGCACCUGAACUUCUACGACAUAGUGCUGGACUUCAUCCUGAUGGACUCAUUCGAGGACCUGGAGAAUCCACCGGUCUCCAUUCAGAACGUUAUCAACAACCGCUGGCUCAACACUUCCUUCAAGGAGACGGCGGUGGCAUCAAGCUGUUGGUCGGUGAUGAAGCAGAGGAGGCAGCACAUGAAGGUGUCUGACGGCUUCAUCGCUCACUUCUACGCUGUGUGUGAACAGAUCAGCCCCGUCCUGGCCUGGGGCUUCCUGGGGCCCAAGAGCUCCCUGCAUGACUUCUGCUGCUUCUUCAAGGAUCAGGUGUUGUACUUCCUCAAGGACAUUUUCGACCUGGACAAAGUGCGCUACUCCUCUGUGGAGAGUCUAGCGGAGGACAUGCUCCGCCUGCUGCACCGGCGCUCCGAGCUGCUGGUGGCCUACCUGGGAGCCGACCCCCUGCGGCAAGUCAGCGGCUGCAGCGCCGCGCAGGUGCAGCUGGUGCCCAGCGCCCUGCUGGAGGCUCCGGUGCAAUAAGGGACAGGGGGGGGGGGGACUGGGUCAUCGCAGCGCCACACACACACACACAUGGAAGACUUGUGCUGACUCGGGUGAGUUCACACCAGCUGUCAAAGACUUUAUUUUCCACAAGACUGCUCAUUAAAUGUAAAACACUAUUUCACCUUGGUCCGACAACCGGCUCAUCACAUCUCCCAUGAUGCUUUGCACCGUAUCUGAGGAUGAAUUGUACCAGCUGCCUUGCCUUCACACGUGAUCAUUAUCUCCAGUGCGGCCUCCUCAGCUUCACUGUGCCAUGGCAGUGCACGCUAGUUUCCAAACAUCACAGCAAUAAUAUUUAUACUCGCUGUGAGACAUUUCACAGUAAUUAUCUGGCCGUAGUAGAUAUUCCGCUGUGAAACUUUUUAUUGCUAUUAAGAGCAAUUUGUGUGGAAAUAAAAGGAUAUUUUAGUAUUUAUUUUAUUAUAAAGUUUCAGGAUUCAUUUUUUAGAAGUUGUAGUUGUGCAUCAAUGGAUUUGUUAUAAGCUUCAAACAUACAGUAGUAUGAAUACCAGUGUUGUAUUUUAAACUCUAAGCUAAACUAAGAUUUAUGAUUACAAUGCAAAAUCAUUAAAUGUGCUUUGUUUUUGAUCCAAGCACACGUUGCACAGGGAAGUCAUUGAUCGAAGGGACUGUGUGGUAAAUGUAAAAUGCGUUUGAGUUAUUACAUGUUACUUAAAAGCUGUUUUGUUGGCACCGGGCUUCACAAAGCUUCAUGCAAUAUUUAAAUAAAGCCUGGCUCAUGCAGCCUACAAGGCCUUUAAUCCCAUCAUACCGUUAACUACAGAAUAUGAAAGAUUAUAAAUCACUAUUACAUAAUCCUUCAGCUGUUCAACACUUUCACAUGAUGGGCACACAUGGAAGAAGCCUUACCGUUAAUGCACAUACUCCAGCCUUGUCUUCAUCACUGAAUGUAAGUCUUAAAAAUACAAUUUCUCUGCCAUGUACAGAACAUGCUCAAUGUCAAAGCUCAGCACUACCCGCUAUAAGAGGUAAUGUUCCAAAAAUACUAGAUUCAUAUUUUAGGAGUUGUCAUUUGCAUUAUUUUCCACUUUGAAAGACGGGUUCAUCUUGACACCCACAUGUACUUUUUUUGAAAGAGUUACUGUGGUCGUUCCUCUUGGUAAUUUAAACUACAACAGUCUGUUAGUCUUGAGUUUCCAUGAUGGUGGCUAUUUAAAAAUGAUUUGCUGUAACUCAGACUGUAGGAGCCUAUUUAGAACCAGAUUUGUCCACUUUGAUUGUAAAUUCAUUAUGAAGGGAUCUUCUCAGCCAGUAUGAACAGGAGGAAUGGUGGAUCUAGUGUUUCAAUGCAUAAGAUUACAAAAAUGGUUUAAAAACCAAGAAAAAUGUGAUUGUACUUCAAGAUGCUUA
This is a messenger RNA of Anarrhichthys ocellatus (wolf-eel), 3308 nucleotides long. It is a transcript of the gene miga1, whose product is annotated as mitoguardin 1. The transcript is spliced from 16 exons. NCBI's taxonomy places the organism in Eukaryota, Metazoa, Chordata, Actinopteri, Perciformes, Anarhichadidae. The record is from RefSeq and is a predicted model, not a curated record. Gene Ontology annotation, biological process: mitochondrial fusion. Bases 135 to 1913 code for a protein of 592 amino acids.